Messenger RNA from Drosophila melanogaster (fruit fly), 1025 nucleotides. RefSeq names its product TweedleB (gene TwdlB). Lineage: Eukaryota; Metazoa; Arthropoda; Insecta; Diptera; Drosophilidae. The coding region runs from base 48 to 908 and encodes 286 amino acids. The transcript is spliced from 2 exons. The record is from RefSeq and is marked reviewed.
ACAAGCAACUCAUACCUCAAAGCAAAAGAACCAGCAAUCUGCUUAAGAUGCGCGCAUUCAUUGUCCUGUGUUUGGUGGCAGUCACCUGCGCCGAUAAGCUCGGCUACAACUACCAGCCCGUUGGCCACUCCAGCUCCGGACUGUCCUUCGCUCCUGGCAGCGGCUCUAUCAGUGGUGGAUCUAUUGGAGGAGGCUCCAUCGGAGGAGGUUCUAUUGGAGGAGGCUCUAUUGGAGGAGGCCUCAUUGGUGGUGGCUCUAUCGGAGGAGGAAGCAUCGGAGGUGGAUCCCUUGGUGGUUCCAUCGGUGGUGGCUCCAUCGAUUCCGGUCUUGGCGGUCUUGGUGGACUCGGUGGUCUAGGAGGUGGCGACGCUCUGGCCGCUCCAGUCUCCUACAACGCCCCCGCUCCCGCUGCUGAGCUCCAGAAGGAAUUCUUCACCUACUCCGCCAACGAGCAGGACUUCGAUGAGCCACAAGAACUGGAGCGUGUUGCUGGAUCCGUAAACAAGGGACUGCGCGUUGUCUUCAUCAAGGGACCCGAGAACCGUGGUCUGGAGAACGCUGCCCUGGCCCUCGCCAAGCAGGCUGCCCAGCAGGAGACCGCCAUCUAUGUCCUGAACAAGCAGGCUGAUAUUGGAGAUCUUGCCCAGAAACUGAACGCCAUCCGCAACAACAACAACAACAAGCCCGAGGUGCACUUCGUCAAGUACCGCACUCCCGAGGAUGCUGCCAACGCCCAGCGCGCCAUCCAGGGUCAGUACGACCAGCUGGGAGGAUCCUCUCAGGCUCAUGAUGGUGGUGUUGCACCCGCCCUGAACUUCGCCUCCGCUGGACCCGUCCAGAAGGCUAACGCCCAGAUCCCCGACAACGCCUACCUGCCCACUUCUGUGUUCCGUCGUCUGCGUUUCUAGGAAGGCUACAUCUUGGACUCCAUUAACUUAAGCAAAUCUCGACUGAAGAACUCAUUCUUCCUGUUACACGUUGUUGACUAAUGCAUAAUUACACCAAUAAAUUUGAAAUUUAAAUAC